Molecule: messenger RNA, 465 nt
Organism: Meloidogyne enterolobii
Lineage: Eukaryota; Metazoa; Nematoda; Chromadorea; Rhabditida; Meloidogynidae
Source: the annotation of a GenBank genome assembly
AUGUCAAAAUUGGGAUGUCAAAAAUUAUUAUUACAAAAAUAUUCAAAAUAUUUAAAGCCUUUUGCCUUAAUUGGAACUUUAAUUUUUAUUUUAUUAAUUUUAAUCACAACUUGGCAAAAUUUUUUUCUUCUAAGUUGGGAUUUAUUGUUUUAUAUUGGAUUUGUAUUGCCCUUUACUUUUCAUAUAUUUGCUUUGAUUUUAUCCAAAAUAUUUUGUCUGAAAGUAUCAUCAACAAAAACUAUAGUUGUUGAGUGUGGGAUUCAGGCAAAGAAUUAUUUUAUUUUUAAAUUUUGAAAUAACAAGGGAGCUUAUAAACAGAUUUACUGACACGAAUAGAUUAUUUAUUUUUGAUAAUGGAGCUGAGUAGUCUACAUCCGCCUUUUGUCGUCGUCGUCGUUCCCGCACAAACCAAAAGGAUGUGAAAUGGUCGGAGGAAAAGUCAAAAGGAUAAGAAGGGGUUGGAGG